CCAUGGGCUUCUGCUUAUGGGGACCAAGUGGAUGGGAACGUCACUGCUAGAAGUGGGUCCAGGCAAAAGAAUCAAAUAACACAAGAGCGGGAAGGGACUCUGGAAAUCAGCCGGUGACCAAGUAUUAGUACUCAGCCCUCAGUUUACGGAGGCGGUGAGGCCUAGGGAUUUCCAAGACCUCCAAAAAACAGUCCACGCUAAAAGGCCUUCCUACCACCCAAAAUCAGUCUAUGCCUUUCCCUCCCUUUUCACUCUUCUUCUGUUGCUAUCCAUCCAGCCGCUUCUUCCUUUCCUUCAACAAACCCUUUUCGAAAUGGUGGUGAGCAAAACAGGCGUGGUCCAGCCUACCGCAAAUUUCCGUGGGAAGACGAUGCCUUCCCGACAGAUGACAACGGUUAAACCAAGGACCUGCUCCUUCUCCCUCGGCCCGCCACUGCCCGCCGCUCUUAGCGGCGGCGAAGGCCGGGGUGCGGUGGGGGUAGGGCGGCGCGUUCCUGGGGGAAAGCGGGGUGCGCAAGGGGGCGCCUGGGCCGGCCCGCGCACAGCUCGGCGGUCUCCUAGCGACCCGGGCGGCCGGGAAUACACAGCACGAAGGCCCGGCUGUCGUCCCGGCGCGGGGGAGACCAUGGCCGAGGCCGGGCGGCUGUGCGGGCCGGCGGCGCGGCCCCGGUACAAGGAGAGUCUACCUUCCAAGUGUUUCACAAAGCACAGGCACAAGCUGACGUGUCCCACCUCCCUGAACAGCCUGCGGUGGACGUUUGUGAAGAAGGGACUGGAUGACUUCAGGAGGGGCUGCCCGCCUUGCGAGGGUCUGCUCAUUCGGGGUCCUCAGGAGGCCUUUCUCCCGCAGAUCCGUCACACAGCUCCCCGACCUGCCCCAAGGAAGAGGCAACACAGGCGGCCCAAGGAAGCAGCCCUGUUUCCCAAGCUGUCACCAGCGACGCGGGCGCGGAAGGCAUUCCUGGCGGAUGUUGAAGCCCAGCUAACCCCGCACCCUUUGGCUCUCUACCCUAAUCUGGGGGAAGACAUGCCUGUCGAGCUCUUAUUAAAGGUGCUGGAAGUGCUGGAUCCCGACAGGAAACUGGAGGACACAUGGGCUUAUUGUCAGGGCGUCAGGAAAAGAAAAAAGGAACCAGCCAAACUUUUAAAAAAGCCUUCUACCCAAGUUGACCUGGGACUUCCCAAGAAGACUCCCGUGUCACAUCCAGGUCAAUGGCUUUAUGAAGAAAAGAAGCCAAGCAAAACAGAUUUGCUCCAUGAAGAUGGUCCUCUUUGUUAUGAAAAUGUGCGCAAAGGAGUUAGGGACUUCUGCAGCUGGGCUACUGCUUUUGGAAGUUCAAACAUUGAUGAAGAAUUCAUCCUGAAACAGUUUGACAUUGACUAUCAGAGCAAACCAAGCCAUGAUGUGCUCCACACGAUGAGACUCAACCAGACUCCUCUAGAGCUAAAGAAGAGAGUGGGGUCAAAGAAACUGCAGGAGCCACAGUUUUUCCAGAAACUAGACGACUAUGAGCAGAAACACCAGAAACCACAGAAUCCUCAUAAACCAAAGUGUGUGAAGAUGAGGUAUGGAGCAUGGUAUCUGAACACCAAGUUGUGGAAAAGGCAAAGAGCAGAUGAACCUUUGGUUGACCCCAAGGUCUCGUGUAAAGCUCAAGACGACAAUUUUAAAAAGGAGCUGCAGGAACAGGAGGAGUUACUUGCAGACCUUCAUGGAACCACUGCCUUUAAGGAUUUCAUUCUAAGCAGAGGCUACAGGAUGCCAAGUUUCCUUGAGAAGAUGUAUAUCAGGAAGGAACAUAAAUGUGAGUGUAAUAAGACUUCUGUAAAAUAACUCAAGCAUAGAAGAAUCUUGGGAAGAUGAUUAGACCAAUUGUAUUUACUACAUACUUGGCUAUUUCUCUGUCUCAUUUUAAACCUUAAAUAAAAUUUAUGAGUGUCUCAUGAACAUACAACUUUGACUUGGCAACAUCCAUAAAGUUCAUACUUAAUACUUAAAAACAUUUCACAAUGGCUGUCUGCUUCUGUUAAUCAAUAUCUUAUAUAUCCUAUCAGUGGUGAGAUCAAUAGUCACACAUAGUCUUCUCACACUUUUGUAGCAUUGUCAAUAUUACAUAGUUAUAUCAACUAUUUGUAAAAAAUAAAUAAAACCAUAAAUAAAAGCAGAAUUACUCUGGGGCACCUGACUGACUCUGUCGGUGGAGCAUGGGACUCUUGAUCUCAGAGUUGCAUGUUUGAGCCCCAUGUUGGGUAUAGAGAUUACUUAAAAAUAAAAUCCUAAAAAAAAAAAAAGGCAGAAUUACCCUAUUGCAUUUUCCCAUAGUAUUAUUUUCCCUGGUCUUGAGUGAACACCACCUUUAUUCUUUCUUUAGAAUAUUAUUUUCUUUAACUUUGAAUAAAGCUUACUCAAGUUUUUUCCCUUUUUAGGCAUGUUAGUCUUGAUAAUAAAUGUAUACCUAAAGAUAAGGUCAUAAGUCAUAAAGUUUAAUGGAAAUUCAAGAUGAUAUAUAUUUUUAAAUUAAUUUUCCAAAAAUUAUUUCUUGUUAAAAAGGUUAAUGUCCAUGUUAGGAAAAUCAGAAAAUAUAAACUAACAGAAUAUAGAAAUUGUGACUAAUUCCUACAGAAUCAGAAAUAACCACUCUUCACUCACUGGAAUACAUCCUUCUAGAUGUUUCUCUAUGAAACCCACUUUGUAAAAUUUAAUCAAAAAGGGAAUUUAUUAAAAGAAUGCUGAGUCCCAAAGUUUUGUGAGUGACUGCAUCUGUCUUCAAAUACAAAAUCUCUGGGUGAUGACCUUUCAUCCUCUGGGUCUGUCACAAUUUCAUCUCAGUAAUCUGCUGGACUGACUACAUAGCAGUUGUGCUGGAAACAAGUCUUUGCCAUGCCCUCUGUGGUGAUGGAGUACAUGAUAGAAGCAUGAACCCAGUAGUGUCAGCCCAUUCCUGUAAAAUUCGUUACUUAGUGAAAGCCAGUGUGGGGUGGAAUACCAUGGUGGUGAAAAAGCAUUCAGUAAAUCUAUGAAUGUUGGUGUGGCCAGAGGUUUGUUAAACAGGAACACAAAUCCAAAUCCAGAAAAAGUAGCUAUUCCAGUAAAACCACUUUUCUCAGAAUUCCUUGAUGUUUUCAACGCAUCGCACAUGCCCACUUUGUUCAUGAGAUCACUAGGCACCGUUGGAGUGCCUGGGGAAAGAUGUAGGCUGACAUGCUAAGGCUAGGUUAGCCUUUUUAUGUGAUU
Molecule: messenger RNA, 3235 nt
Organism: Zalophus californianus (California sea lion)
Lineage: Eukaryota; Metazoa; Chordata; Mammalia; Carnivora; Otariidae
Gene: FAM47E
Product: family with sequence similarity 47 member E
Source: RefSeq, a predicted model, not a curated record